Hyaena hyaena (striped hyena) is the source of this 699-nucleotide messenger RNA. RefSeq lists its product as uncharacterized. Lineage: Eukaryota; Metazoa; Chordata; Mammalia; Carnivora; Hyaenidae. The coding region runs from base 1 to 681 and encodes 226 amino acids. The transcript has 5 exons. The record is from RefSeq and is a predicted model, not a curated record.
AUGCUCCGAAUGGCAGCCUUUGUUCCCGCGGCGCAGUGGCCAGACACCUGUGAGGCCGCAGAGUUGGGCAAGCCUCUAGGUUGGCACCUGGACCAAUGGCGCAGAGCGGGGGGCGGGCGGGGCUCAGGGGGCGGUAAACCCUCCCUGAGUCAUUAUCUUUGCACUCCCGUCGAGUCCCUGCACCUCUGCGCCGCAGCCAGCGGGCCUCUCUCUUGCCGCGUAGUCCGGGGCACCCAGCUCACCCUUUUCCUCGGCCUUCGGGGCCCCCGUACCUCUCCUGGCCCGCCCCGCCUGCCGCGCGGAGGCGGCUCCUCCUCAGGUGGCAGGGCCGGGGCCUCCCCCAGCAGACCUGUCACCCGACACCCAGGAAGCGCGCGGCCCCAUCCCGGCUCCUCUUUGUUCCCCCGCCGGACUCCGCGCUCGGGCGCCGCCUCCUCCCGCGUAGCGCUGUGGAGGUUCGGGGCGCCGCCCUUGGCCGGGCCGCGCCUCAGGUUCCGUCCAUCUGGGCCGCUCCGAACCAGAGCCCUUUUUUGUCUUGUUUUUCCCAUGUGGACUCCGCACGGAGCUGGAGCUGGGAGGCGGAGGUGCGCCCAGCCCGGAGCCGGCGCAGUAACAGAACUUCUUGGUCAAGAGCAGAGCUACAUGGGAGCCUUCAUCAAAUCACCAAGGCUCCACACCUAAGGUGGGGAUUGAACUCAG